AGAGCGGUGGUCGAUUUUGGCCAAACAACGCCGCGGCUUUCGCGCAAUUAUCCACUGUUAUCGUCCUCUCCCGCGUCUCUCUCUCUCUAAUGUAACUCACACGGCUCCGUGUAAACGUUCGGCGAUUGUUGAUGCCGUUGUUUUGGGGGCGGUGGUUCGGUUCGUUCGCCGUGUGCCGUGUGCCGCGUGCGUUUUGGCAGUGACUUGGGGUAGCCGUGGGUCGUUCUAUUUAAACGCAGCAGAUCAACGUCGCGUUAAGAAAACAUUGCGGCGAGAUCGCUUACACUGACUCUUCACUUGUACUAUACGCCGAUCACCAUUUCCUGCCACCAUGGUUCUGGAUGAGCUAACCAGUGCAGCAAAUGCAUUCAACAUAUUCUCACAGCUAGACCUCUCUGCCAACAGCCCAGCCACCACAUUGCGAAUUCUCAUGUUUAUGGAAGAACAAUUACAGAUCACUAUGGUGUAUGGUAUCCUUAUUGGUGCUGCGGUGGCUUUGCUCGUAAUUGCUGUGGUCAUUUUCUUUGUCUACAAAAAACUCAAGCAGAGAUACCUUCAAAGGCAAGAUGUUCCAAGGUAUAGAUUUCGCAAGAGAGACAAAGUCAUGUUUUAUGGUCGCAAGAUCAUGAGGAAGAUGUCUCAGUCAACCUCUGCACUGGUGGAGAAUGCUACGACAAGCACACAGAGGAGUCGUCUCAGAAAAAGACAGAAGGUCCUCAAUUUGGCGAAAAAAAUAUUGCGCUUUAAAAAGGAGCUGCCAACGCUACAGCCGAAGGAACCACCGCCAGCUUUGCUAGAGGCUGACCUGAGUGAGUACGAGGUGUCCGACUCAAGGCUGCCCUCCGAGGUCCUCUACAUGCUGAAGAACGUACGGGUGCUUGGUCACUUUGAGAAGCCCCUUUUCUUGGAGCUGUGCAAGCACAUGGUGUUUGUGAAGUUCCAUGAAGGAGAGCACAUCUUCCGGCCAGGGCAGCCAGAUGACUCUAUAUAUGUGCUGCAGGAUGGCCUGUUGGAAGUGUGCAUCACCGAGAAUGAUGGAACAGAGGCUGUGGUCAAGGAGGUACACCCAGGGGACAGCGUGCACAGUCUGCUCAGCAUUCUGGACGUAAUCACAGGUUACCCAGCACCUUACAAGACAGUGUCCGCUCGGGCAGCUGUUAACUCAACGGUUCUUCGUCUUCCGGCAGAAGCCUUCCAGUCCGUCUUCCAGAAGUACCCAGAGACCCUCGUCCGAGUUGUGCAGAUUAUUAUGGUGCGCUUACAACGAGUGACUUUCCUGGCUCUUCACAACUACUUGGGGCUCACCAACGAACUCUUCAGUGCAGAAUGUAAAAAGAUGUCAAAAAAGGAGAGUCAAGCCAUCCCACUGUCUAACGUGGGCAGCCUGUCUCCAAAGGCCAGUCCGGUGAGGUAUGGCAAGCGUGGCUCUGUCACCUCCCUGGGGACAGUAUCCGAACAGCCCACCAAGUCUUCCGAGCCCCAGCCCACACCAGCUGGCUCAGAGGGUGCAAAAAAUGCUGCUCAAGAGCGCAAUAGUCGCUUAAACAUAAGUCGUUCCAUUUCCAUGCCUGUGGAUAUCACAAGCACAGAUCACAAUCCCUCCAGUCCUUCCGCUUGCCCAUCCAAAGCAUCGCCUACAGACCUGGACAUGGCAUUUCAAAGAGCACGUAUUGGUACAUCUCCAGAGGAGGUGGUCCCCUCAGUGCCCGAAAAGCAGAUGGCAGUGCCAAAGGAUGGAGUCAAGGAGAAGCGGGUGACCGUGAUGGAGCUGCCCUCCAUAGUUCAUCAUUACCCGGCAUGCGUGGAGGGCGACGAUUUCGAAAUGAGUCCCAAAGAGGGCAAAAUUGAGGGCCAUAAUGUUGGUGGCUGGGGGGACCGAGACAAGAUGAACAGCAAGCUGGAAGCAGCCAAGAGAGACUUGCUAACUCUCGUCAAAUUGCAGGAUCCCUCACUGCUCAAUGAUCGGGUAACCUUGCACAAUGUGAAGGCUGGUGCGAUGGUGGCCCGGCAAGGAGAUCAGGAUGUGAGCAUCCACUUUGUGAUUUCGGGCUCACUUCACGUGUACCAGCGGCUCAUCGGCCGCGAGGAAGAGGUGCUGCUCUUCCUGGCUCACCCGGGAGAGAUCGUAGGGCAGCUGGCUGUGCUCACAGGCGAGCCUCUCAUCUUCACCAUCCGUGCUGUCAAAGACUGCACCUUCCUGUGCAUCUCCAAGGGCCACUUCUACGAGAUAAUGAGAGAAGAACCCAGUGUGGUGCUGAGUGUGGCGCACACGGUGGUUAAGCGGAUGUCCGCAUUUGUGCGACAAAUCGACUUUGCGCUCGACUGGGUGGCGGUGGAAGCGGGGAGAGCUGUUUACAGACAAGGAGACAAGUCGGAUAGCACGUACAUUGUGCUCAGUGGGCGACUGCGUUCGGUUAUCAGCAACGACAACGGAAAGAAGGAGCUGGCGGGAGAGUAUGGCCGCGGGGAUCUCAUCGGAGUGGUGGAGGCCCUCACGUAUCAACCACGGGCCACCACGGUGCAUGCCGUCCGUGACUCAGAACUGGCCAAGCUCCCAGAGGGGGCCCUCAAUACAAUAAAACGACGAUACCCUCAGGUGGUGACACGGCUCAUACAUCUUUUGGGACAGAAGAUUCUGGGAAACCUUCAGCAAGGGAAAGGACCUUUGGGAGGUGGUGGACUGGGCAUUGCCACGGUGCCAAAUAAUCUGGACAUGGUCGCAAACCCAGCCAGCAACUUGUCCACUGUGGCCAUCCUACCAGCCUCAGACGAUGCCCCCAUCACCACCUUCACGCUGGAGCUCAUGCACGCCCUCUGUGGUGUUGGUCCUCCACUGCUGUUGAAUAGUGACAUCAUCAAGGAGCGGUUAGGGCUGGCUGCCCUUGACAGCCUGCACGAGUACCGACUGUCAAGCUGGCUGGGCCAGCAGGAGGACAUCCACCGCAUCGUCCUGUAUCAGACCGAUAUCACCAUGACUCCGUGGACCCAGCGGUGCCUGCGGCAAGCCGACUGCAUCCUCAUUGUGGGCCUCGGGGACCAGGAGCCAACUGUUGGCAGCCUGGAGCGCAUGCUGGAGAGCACGGCCGUGCGAGCGCUGAAGCAGCUCGUGCUGCUGCACCGUGAGGAUGGGCCCUCCCCGGCACGUACCGUCGAGUGGCUCAACAUGCGCAGCUGGUGCUCGGCGCACUUGCACAUUCGCUGCCCCCGCAGAAUCUUCUCUCGCCGCAGCCUCCCGAAGCUGAGAGAAAUGUACCAGCGGUUGUUUGAGAAGAUCCCUGACAGACACAGUGACUUUUCACGUCUGGCCAGAGUGCUCACUGGAAACACCAUAGCACUGGUGUUGGGUGGUGGAGGUGCCAGGGGUUGCUCCCAGGUGGGCCUCAUUAAAGCCAUGCAGGACGUGGGCAUCCCCAUUGACAUGGUGGGAGGCACCUCCAUUGGCUCCUUCAUAGGGGCUCUUUACGCGGAGGAGAGGAAUGUGGGACGGGUGCGGACUCGUGCCAGGGAAUGGGCCAUGGAAAUGAAGUCGGUGUUCAGAAAAGUGCUGGAUCUUACUUACCCGAUCACCUCCAUGAUGUCAGGACAUGCUUUCAACCAAAGCAUUAGAAAUGUGUUCAAGGACAAGCAGAUCGAGGACCUUUGGAUUCCCUACUUUAAUGUUACAACUGACAUUACUGCCUCUACCAUGAGGGUGCAUACCGACGGCAGCGUGUGGCGCUUCGUCCGGGCUAGCUCCUCUUACGCCCCUUAUGUGCCCCCGCUCUGUCACCCUAGGGAUGGACACUUACUUGUGGAUGGCUGCUAUGUUAACAAUGUCCCAGCUGACGUGGCCCGGUCAAUGGGGGCCAAGACUGUCAUAGCCAUUGAUGUGGGCAGCAGAGAUGACACAGACCUCACAAACUACGGGGACUGCCUGUCAGGCUGGUGGUUGCUCUGGAAGAGAUUCAACCCCUGGGCUGAGAAGGUCAAGGUGCCGGACAUGGCAGAGAUUCAAUCGCGCCUUGCGUACGUGUGCUGCGUGCGGCAACUGGAGGUUGUGAAGAACAGCGACUACUGCGAGUACAUACGCCCACCAAUCGAUCGCUACAAGACCCUGGACUUUGGAAAGUUUGACGAGAUUUACGAGAUGGGCUACCAGCACGGCAAGACGGUGUUUGAAGCCUGGGAGAGAGGUGACGUCAUUGAAAACCUGUUGAAAGACGGACAGUCGGAGGACUUCUGCAAGAGCAAGAAGCUUGAUGCGCUUACAUGUCCAAAUGCCUCAUUCACUGAUCUCGCUGAAAUUGUGUCAAGAAUCGAACCAGUUAAGGUCUUGCCCUCCGUGGAAGACGAACGGGAUUAUGAUGCAGGCGAUGAGGGGCUGGAUGAGGAUUACCUCAGUUUCCAAGCAACCUUUCAUGCGGACGAGUCGGACAACCAGACAGACUACGAGGACGAGUGUGCGGACCAGCUGUUGGCUGCAGAGAUUGACGAUUGCCUUGCUGAACACGAGGAUAUGUUUGAAACGGACGAAGAGCAGCAACUGAGAAAAAGGAAUCCUCAUCAUCUCAGAGGUUUUACUGAAAACGAUGUUCAAUAGAGAAUUGCACUUAAGUGGAAGUGGUUUGUUUCAGCAAUGCAAGCAGUCGGGAAAUAUCGUGUGAAAUGAACAAAUUGGUGAGAAGUUAAAAGGAUCAAGAAAAAAAUAGCCUCACUUCUUUGAUUAAUGAACAUAAUGUUCAGCUCCGCCUUUUUUAUGUUAAUGUUUAUUUUGUAAUUUUUAUUUACUACUGAUUAGUCCUGUAACAAAUCGCACAGCUGUGUCUCUGAAAGGGUUAAUUAAAAGUACUGUAUAAAUGGAGUGGACAAAUCAUGCCAUUCCAGGGAUUUAAUGUCAGUGUACCUUUUAAGCCAAAUGUGCCUUAAUAUAGGUUGUCCAGAGUGUUCCCAUCAGGCAUUUAUACAAGUGGUAAUUGAAUAUUCUGUAGUAUCUGCUUGUAUUUCUUCUUGAUUGUCUUGAUGCACUUUGACGAGUGCACUCUGCAGAACCCAACAUGUCACAUUUGGCUCGUUGGAGAGAACUUUAGCAUAGCACUUGCGUGCAAAUGAUGCAAUGGGAAUGAUCAUUUGUGUUCGGCCACAAUUUGUCAAAAUCUAAUCAUGGAGAUUACGCUACCAAUGGGUAAUGCCAUUCGCACACACAUGUAGACAAGCGUGCACUCAUUACAUUUCAAAUCCCAAGUUUAAUAAAACAUCAGGGGCAUAGUGAAUAGAGAUGGUGAAAUACUACUGUAGAGUAGUGUUCAGAAAGGAUCAGGGCUACCCAAUCCGUUCCCAUCAUUUUUUCCGCCUUCAGUCUGUUGUGCUUCCACGCACCUCCGAUUAGCACGGUUGGCUUCGUACGGUGCGAAAGAAGUUCAACGUACAUCGUGUGGAACCCAGUGAGUGUAAUUGGAAAACAAGCACAUGUUACGCGCUUUUAUGAAGGCACUGUGUGUGUGGUAAGCCCCAUGUUGGCCCUGACCAGGAGCCAAAUUCAGACGUAGAAAUUAACUUUUCUGUGUCCCUGGUGCAGGCUGUUGAUUUCAUGGUACAGUGCAACAAGCAAUGCAAACAGUAGUGUUUAGUUUAUUGUCUGUAAUGACUGUCUUUGCUCAUGUACUCACUCAGCUGUAAUAAUUGCUGCUCUUAUGUCUUGUUGUACCAUUUUAUUUGAAAGACUACACACAUCACACUGUAUGUACUGCAUUUGUAGCUAAUAUGUUUUUUUGCAUGAUACGUUUUUCUUUAUAUUGCCAAUAUAUACUAUUUAACUGGUGGUUUUAAAGUGCUGUUUAUAAAAACCAAAGACGUUGUGCCAAUACAGUGGAUAUAUUUUGCCGUCUUAGCAUUGACAUUUCUUUCCUGUUUUGCGAUUUAGAAGUUACUUAGCUCUCACAUUUUCCUCAUGUACAUUAUGCUGUGAUUGAAGGAAUUUUUGACAUUUAAUUGUUUUAAUUUGCAAGUCUACACGAUGUAUAAUUUUAAACGUUCACUUUAUAAAGUGGUGAAUUGCUGAA
This is a messenger RNA of Lethenteron reissneri (Far Eastern brook lamprey), 6038 nucleotides long. RefSeq names its product patatin like phospholipase domain containing 7 (gene PNPLA7). NCBI's taxonomy places the organism in Eukaryota, Metazoa, Chordata, Hyperoartia, Petromyzontiformes, Petromyzontidae. Gene Ontology annotation, biological process: lipid metabolic process. The record is from RefSeq and is a predicted model, not a curated record. Gene Ontology annotation, cellular component: endoplasmic reticulum. Gene Ontology annotation, molecular function: phosphatidylcholine lysophospholipase A1 activity.